AUGUACUUCAGCAGCUUUCCCUUUGGGGAAGACAUACCGGGGCAUGGCAGGCCCAGGGGGCCGCCAAAGGAGCGGAACACAACCAAGUUCUACGAGCUGCUUGAAGUAGAUAAAAACGCCUCCGUACAAGACAUAAAGAAAGCAUACCGCAAGCUGGCCAUUAAACACCACCCAGACAAGGGAGGAGACCCAGAGAAGUUUAAGGAAAUAUCCAGGGCCUAUGAAGUGUUGAGCGACCCCGAAAAGAAGAGCAUCUAUGAUGAGCUGGGCGAGGAAGGGCUUGAAGGGGGAGGCGCGGAAACGGACCCCUCAGACAUUUUUGAUUUGUUCUUUGGGGGGAGAAGGCCAGGCAGACAGCAGAGCAAGAAAAAGGGGGAAGACAUUGUCAGCCCCAUCAAAGUCACUCUUGAACAGAUAUACAACGGUGCCCCUCGCCGCAUGGCCAUCAACAAGGACGUAAUAUGCAAAGAUUGCGAGGGGAGGGGAGGGCCAGCUGAUGCCUUCAUAACUUGCAAGGAAUGCGACGGCUCCGGUGUGAAGGUCAUGAUCCGCCACCUCGGGCCCAUGAUUCAGCAGACCCAGGGAAUUUGCUCCAGUUGCAAGGGCCAGGGUCGCAGCAUUGAAGCGUCCAAGCGCUGCAAGACAUGCGGAGGAAAGGGAGUUUGCAAAGAGAGGAAGAUCCUUCAGAUCUUCAUCGAGAAGGGUGUGAAAAACCACCACAAGAUUGUCUUUAGGGGGGAGGCCGACGAGCGGCCUGGGGAGAUCCCAGGAGAUGUUGUUCUUGUUGAGCACACGCUGUUCAAGCGUCGAGGGAAUGAUCUGUUUAUGACAAAGAAGAUUACGUUAUACGAAGCCCUCUGCGGGUUCAAGUUCCUGCUGACGCAUUUGGACGGUCGCCAGCUGCUAAUACAGGGGAGUCCGGGAGAGGUCGUGAAGCCAGACGCCGUAAUGUGCGUCAAGGGGGAGGGAAUGCCGAACCAUAAGAAUCCAUUCAUCCACGGGGAACUGUAUAUUGUCUUCGACGUCGAGUUUCCUCAGAAGGUGCCGGAGUCUUUGCAUGCCAAGUUCCGCGAGAUUCUUCCCCAGCCAGAGUCCACUCCCAUGGUCGAUGAGGAUGACCCGAAGAUCGAGCAUCACGUCUGCGAAGGCGUGACCCCUGAGGAGCUGCGAGCUCGGCAACAACAGCAACGGACUCAGGGCUCAGGAGAGGCGUACGAAGAGGAUGAAGACGAGGGUCAUUCAGGUGGCCCGCAAAGAGUGCAGUGCCGGCAGCAGUAG
Molecule: messenger RNA, 1278 nt
Organism: Eimeria acervulina
Lineage: Eukaryota; Apicomplexa; Conoidasida; Eucoccidiorida; Eimeriidae
Product: DnaJ domain-containing protein, putative
Exons: 10
Coding region: 1-1278 (425 amino acids)
Biological process (GO): protein refolding
Cellular component (GO): cytosol; cytoplasm
Molecular function (GO): Hsp70 protein binding
Source: RefSeq, a predicted model, not a curated record